Messenger RNA from Perca fluviatilis (European perch), 2822 nucleotides. RefSeq names its product E3 ubiquitin-protein ligase RNF38-like. The record is from RefSeq and is a predicted model, not a curated record. NCBI's taxonomy places the organism in Eukaryota, Metazoa, Chordata, Actinopteri, Perciformes, Percidae.
CACGCUGACACCAAGCGAACACUGGGCGCACACACACACGCUGGGCUCACCAUAUUAUCGACAGAUCCGAGUCAUGAGUACAGUCGAUGAGAGCGCAUUUGACUAAAAGCUCUUCUGUGAGAGGAAACGAGAGGAAAAACGCAGAAAAAAAGAAACAGAGGAAAUCCCCCAAAAGGAAAUGCCAAUCGCAGCCGCUGGACAGCCAACGACUCAGGAGCCUAGAGGUUGCCCCCGGCUGCCCUCCACCCCGGAGCCUGUCCCUAAAGGGGCUGAUUUAUUCGACGAGGCGGGGGCGGCGGAGUCGGCGGAGCGAACAGAGUACGGGGGCGCGGAGGGGGGCAGAGGACUCGGGGGCUAUAGUUUCAGCCAUAGCGGCGCUAGGGGCUUUGUGCAGCCCGGUUCCACCAACGGUUCUCCGCCGCAGUCCCCAGCCGCGUCCUCCUCUUUUCUCUUCCAUCCACUUCACCCCCACCAAAUGGCCAUGGAGCCCCCAAGGACUCGAUCGCGUUCUCGUUCUGGAUAUUACCAACAGUACGGUGGUGGGAAUGGCAAUGUAAUUACCGGCAGCGGAGUCAUGGGAUCUAACCAUCAUCACCUCCACCACCACCAUCAGCAGCAGCAACUACAUCCACAGCAGCAACACGGUGCCGGUUGCGCACCACUUGGAGCUCACAGCAACCACCCGGAGAACCAGUCGCGAGCCCCAGGAAGUAACGCCUCUCCCGGCACUCAGAGGCUUUCUUCGGUUCCCGGAGCGCACCGCAUCCCGGCGGCAGGAGCCUCUGGCGGGUCCUACCACUGCCACCCAGAUCAUGCAUAUGGAGAGGAAAGUGAUAAGAGUGAGGAAAGCCCCAGUCCAAAGCGCCAGAGGCUGUCCAGUCAGACUGUCUUGGAACAGUUAACCUCAUCCGUACCCCCACCAUCCACCCCAUCUCCCCCCAUCCGCCCCUGGGAGUCAGGACCCCCAAGUCGGAGACAACCUCACCCCCACACACACUACCACCAGGAGAGAUGCCUUACUCCUGCUCGUCACAGACGCAGCCCGCCAGCAAGGCGUCAGCGCGGCCGUCUCUCCAGACCCACCCGUCACUUGCCUCCCCAUCAACACCCCUCCACCCAAGCCCCCGCACCUCGCCUGUCGCCAUCAGAGCACCAGGAUGAAAACUACCACCACAACACCCAUCCAGCAACACACCAGACAUACCCCCCCCACACACCCAGCGCCUAUGGUCAGCCUCCACAGCCGAGAAAAAAGACGGUGGCAGGUUUGGAGGAGCCCCGAGCUUUCCACCCGCCCACCUUGUCGCCACGACUACUGCACCCGGCUGCUCACCAUCACCACCUUCACCAUCAUCAUCAGCAACAGCAUCAUGCAACGCAACAGCAGCAAGGAGCCAUGGUCCUGGACUUACAUGAACAACUGCAGCAAGCCAGUGUACCAGUCUCCUACACAGUGACCCCAGUCCCUCCACACAGUCUGGCAGCGCCUUUGUGUAACGGCCAGCACCUUCCCCCUACCUGUUCCUCACAACAACAAGUCCCUGCCUGCAGUGUGGUCUUCAGCACUGGACAGCACUACCACCCGAUGCUACAAGCAUGUUCAAUGCAACAUUUGCCGGUGCCCUAUGCCUUUCCCUCGCUGCUGUCCAGUGACCCUCAGUUCCUGCUUCCCCAUCCACCCCACCUCUCUCACCACCCGCCCCACCUCCCCGCACCCACACAGUUUCUGCCUUUCCAGACGCAACAGCCACGAUCGCCCUUACAGAGGAUUGAAAAUGAAGUUGAGCUUCUGGGAGAGCAGCUUUCAGUUGGUGGAGGCUUCAGCUACGCCCACCACCACCACCACCACCACCACCACCAGCCUCCCUCCGCCCUGCCGCCCUCCACACCACUCCAGUUCCUCUCGCACCAUGACCCCCUGUCGCAGGAGCUCUUUACAGUGCCCUAUCCCCACUUUAUGCCUCGCCGAUUCACAAACAGGCGUUACCGCUCUCCGCAGGCUGUACCCCCAUCACCCUACCACCCCAGCUUCCUGCCUUACUUCCUCUCGAUGCUUCCCGUUCCCCCAAAUGUGGCCCCCACUAUAAAUCUAGAGCUGGAUGUGGACGACGGAGAGGUGGAGAACUAUGAGGCCCUGUUGAACCUUGCAGAACGUCUAGGAGAGGCCAAGCCCCGCGGUCUAACUAAGGCAGAUAUAGAACAGCUUCCAUCAUACAGGUUCAACUCCAACAACCAUCAAUCUGAGCAAACACUGUGUGUGGUAUGCAUGUGUGACUUCGAGUCUCGCCAGCUCCUAAGGGUCUUGCCCUGUAAUCAUGAGUUCCACGCCAAGUGUGUAGACAAGUGGCUUAAGGCUAACCGGACCUGUCCUAUCUGUCGAGCCGAUGCUUCUGAGGUCCAGCGUGAUUCUGAGUGACCUCAUAUCAACACCCAACAUCUGCAAUCCCUGACUCCCUUUUGGAUGCAUCAACCAAUCAGUGAACUUCUCUCCUUCAAUUAUACACCUCUGCUCAGACAUUCUGCCUCUUUAUACCCCAGGACACUGAACAGUAAUUCUCACCUGGGAUCAGCAACUUUCUACUGACUCAUGCUGACUUUAUUGCUGGACUUCCUCUGCCUUCUGUUUUGGACUAUUGCGCCCCUACUACUCUGCCUUCUGCUGUACCAACAAACAUUUAGGGAAAUUGGCUGUCCAAAGAUUUUGACUAUUUCAUUGUUAUUAUUCGAGUUAUAAUUAAGCAUCGACAUCUUGGCUAGCAGAAGUUGUUGUUUCUACUAGAGUUUCUACUAGAUUAUAAUUGCAGUUGAACAGUAUCAAUCAA